Haplochromis burtoni (Burton's mouthbrooder) is the source of this 5078-nucleotide messenger RNA. Its product is annotated as nucleolar protein 4-like. The coding region runs from base 677 to 3028 and encodes 783 amino acids. The transcript is spliced from 11 exons. The record is from RefSeq and is a predicted model, not a curated record. NCBI's taxonomy places the organism in Eukaryota, Metazoa, Chordata, Actinopteri, Cichliformes, Cichlidae.
AGGAAGUACUGAUUUGCUCAUAUUUGACGCUUCCUGCUUUCCGCGCACUCAGGACGGCCCCACGCGCCCCUCCGCUCUGCAGCCGCUGGGUGGAGGGCUGGCUGUGUUGGAGGAGCAGAGGAGAAGCAGGAAUCAAACAGGUGUCCGGUCAGCUCCAUCAGCCCGCAGGAGGAGGUCCACAUCGACGGUGAUGAACAGCCGAAAGCUCGCAGCCUCCUGACCGACAGCGGAGCUCACAGCAGGAGGAGCAGGAGGAGGUGACCGACUGCUCCGCGCUGUAACAGGUGUGUCUGAGGAGCGCGCGGGUCACCCCCGCCCCCCCACACCGGAGCAGGAGCUCCGUCUCCUCUCCUGGACAUCCCAGAGGCGCUCACUCGUGUUUCUGCAGCAACAUAGGAGGAGGAGGAGCAGGAGAGGGAGAGGGGAGGCUUUUUUUCAGACGGCAAUUUAAAAACGGAGGAGGCGUGCUCUCCUGUCGGACACGGUUAGCGGCUCUGCCCGUCGUCAGCUGCCCAGUGUCGGCAGUGUUUGAUCUCACUGGGUCCGGACUCGUUUCUCCCCCCGGCGCGGAGGCAGGGAGCCGCCGCGUGUCCGGUGGAUCCAUCAGACCCGGACGGUGAGCGGAUUCGCGCACGGCAGAGCGGAGCGGCUCUCCCUCCCGUCCCAACCGGUUAUCAUGGCAACCAGGACAGCCGGGAGCGCGGGGGACACGGUGACGGCCCCCGCCCUACAGCGGGCCCGGGUCCCCGGGGCUCCCGCGGAGGAGUUCCAGGACUGGUGCCUGCGCACGUACGGAGACUCCGGUAAGACGAAGACCGUGACCCGCCGCAAGUACAACAAGAUCCUGCAGACGCUGCUGCAGGGGGACGAGGAGAACAGCCACGCGAUGUUCCUGCACGAGAAGAGCGGAAAUCACAUCAACGCCAAGUUCAAGUUCUGGGUCAAAUCCAAAGGCUUCCAGGUCAGGACGCUGCCCGACGCCAAGGGCGGCUCCGCGGGCGGCCCGGUGCUCUACGUGCCCAUCAAGGCGGCGACGUGUGCGGACGGCGUUUCAGCGGUCGACUCGUUCCUGAAGCGCGUGGCGGUGGUGGAGGACUUCUUUGACAUCAUCUACGCCAUGCACGUGGAGAUCAGCGGCGAUCCCGGCAAAGCACCGAAGCACGCCGGCCAGAAGAAGACCUACAAAGCUAUAGCGGAGACGUACGCCUUCCUGCCCAGAGAGGCGGUGACUCGCUUCCUGAUGAGCUGCGGCGAGUGUCAGAAGAGGAUGCACAUCAGCACCACCACGCAGGACUGCAAAGAGAACGACAGGCCGAGCCCUCAGGUGUCAGAGGUCAUUGACUACAACGUGCCUCUCACCACCACCUACAUGAAGCAGAUGAAGCUGCAGAGCAUCAGCAGCACUAAGGAUGACAGUUCAGUGAGCAGCGAGGAGGCCGAGAUGAGCGAGCCCACGUGGCUAGCAGCCGAUCUGGGAGCAGCGUCAGACCUGAGCCCAUCGAGCCGCGGAGAGAGGAUGCGCCACAGUCCGCAGAACGCCCACAGCAAAGAGGACGACGAUGAUUCGUCCUCAGAGAGCGGCAGUGGAAACGGCCUGCCCGCCCUGACCCCUCCCUCCUCUGCUGUGACAGAUGGCGCCGUAGUCAGGGAAACUGAGGUUGUGAAUGGAAACGGUGGCCCCGCCCCUCUCGACUUCAGCAGGCCCACUUCCUCUUCCUCAUCCUCUGAGGACCAGCAGCCGAUCAACCUGAGUGACCCGCCUCCUCAGCGCCUGCCUCUGCCCACCUCACACCUGCCCAUCACUGUCUCAGCGGCGGCCGCGGCGCUGCUCGGCGCGCUCCAUCCCAGCGCACCCGAGGAGCUCCGCAGGAAGUACCCGCUGGCUGCCAAACCUCCUCUAGCUCCACAUCCCGCCCUGCCGCUGCCCCUGCCGCACACACACGCUCCUCACAAUGCGCACGCCCCCAACACGCAGUCACACACACACGCGACCGAGCUGCGACUGGACCGCGACGGCAGGGAAUAUGGCGGCAAGUCCCCACAGUACAGUUCAGGCGGCAGCUACGACAGCAUGAAAAUGGACUUGAGCGCCGAAGACUUGACCGUGGGGCGUCAUGGCAGCCAGGGCGCUCCCGAUGAUGAUGACGACGACCACGACGACCACGACGACAACGACAAGAUGAACGACACGGAGGGCGUCGACCCCGAGAGAUUAAAAGCCUUUAAUAUGUUUGUGCGUCUGUUUGUGGACGAGAACUUGGAUCGGAUGGUGCCUAUCUCCAAGCAGCCUAAGGAGAAGAUCCAGGCCAUCAUCGAGUCCUGCAGCAGACAGUUCCCAGAGUUCCAGGAACGCGCCCGCAAGCGCAUCCGCACCUACCUCAAAUCCUGCCGUCGCAUGAAGAAGAACGGCAUGGAGACCCGCCCCACUCCACCUCACCUCACCUCGGCCAUGGCUGAGAACAUCCUGGCUGCUGCCUGCGAGAGCGAAUCACGCAACGCCGCCAAGAGGAUGCGCCUCGAAGCCUACCACGAUGAGCAGAUCACUCUGGAUAAGCCGUCCGGGGUCGGAGGCGUUCUGAGGGAGCCGGCGUCCCUCGCUCACUCCGCCUACUCAUUGGCCGCCUCAGCCUUCUCCUCCCAGGAGUCCCAGCUCUAUAUCAACGGCGCUGGCCUCAGCUACGGUUACCGUGGAUACCCAGGCCUGAGCGCCACCAUGCAACACCCUGUUUCCCUGACAACCGGUGCUGCUGCUGCCGCUGCUGCUGUUGCUGGUCAGACCAACGGCCCCACUGACCUCAGCAUGAAGUCUCACUCCUCCACCAACGUCAGCAACUCCUCCUCUUCUGUUGCCGCCAACAGCCUCAGUGGGCGGGGCAGUGGUGGUGGAGGAGGGGGCGGGGCGUCGACCCAGCUCAGCCAGCCAGAGAUCACGGCCGUGCGUCAGCUGAUCGCUGGAUACCGAGAGUCAGCCGCCUUCCUGCUGCGCUCAGCAGACGAGCUGGAAAACCUCAUCCUGCAGCAGAACUGAUCUCACACACACACACACACACACACACACUACCCCGUCACGUUUCCUGCGCCCUCGCCGGCCUCGCCUGGUUUUGAAACUGUGGCGACCGUUUGGAGGAAAACGGGAACCUGAGGCCGCAGCGAGGGCGGAGAAUCCACCGAAUCCUGCCUGAGAACAAAACCCGGAACGCCGCAGGAAGCUCGGCUCCUCUGCGGAGGCGCCUCACAAUCACAGAGGAGGAGGAGCAAAGACUCUCUGGGGAGCUGUGGGGUCGAUCUUCUUCUGGUUAUAAAAACGACGUCGCGCUGAGGCUGUCUGUUUUCGGACGCUGUCCGUUUCUUUGUUGGGACGUUUUCUCUUUCGUGAUUUUUCCGUUGGACUUUUUUAAAGUGAAAGAAGAAAAAGAACAGACUGUUCGUGCUCGCCUGUAUAUAAGCUCUCUGUGUCCUUCAGCACUUUCUCCUCACCUCUGACCUCACCCCGUCCUUGCCCUUGGCCCCGGGAGCCGCGCGCUCACUUAUGCAUCCGAGACGCCAUUUUGACCGCCAGGAAAUACCUCAGAUCAGACCUGCCAAUCAAACGCUCAGCUCCUGCAGGUGAAGCCGGGUUUCUCCGCCUCCUGAUGUCGUCAGCGUUUCUUUCUUUUCUGAGGAGAGUCGUGCACGUGUGCGCAGGUUUACCUCCAGCUUCUAUGAAACCUCAGCAUCUGUCCCUCCUCCUCCUCCUCUUCUUCUCUCUGUUUGGACCUACUCUCCGGCUCUUCUUCGUGGACCUAAACCUCCUCCUCUUCGUCAGGCUUGAGGAUGAGGAGGACUGCUCCGUCUUACUGUGUGUGUCUGUUAAACUCUGAGAUGGCCAUUACUAUUAUUGUUGUUAUUACUAUGAUUAUAAUGAUGAACUUUCAUGUUGCUGCUGCUAUUUUAAAAACCGGACCUUCUGCCAUAGACCUGAAACCUCAACACAGCCGGGCGGUAGCUCGCCGCAGUGCCCGGUGAAAACGCGACCAACCGGCUCAGAGAGCGACGGUCCGAUCCGGCGCUCCUCUCUAUCCCGCUGGCUGCUUGGUCGGCUGCUUUCUUUGUUUUGCUUCAUAGGGCUCGAUUCCUGUCGUGUUUUGUGACUUUCUAACUGUGAAUCUUCUUCUUUUCGGACCCUCCCCUCAGUUUGGAGGGCACGGGGAGGGCUGUACAAACUUCUAGUCCCGUGUAGAUUAAUACUAUCUGUUUGUUUACUAGUGGGUAACUUGUGAUUAGUCUGAGAGGAAAGUGAGGCAGCAGAUAAGUGGAGCGGGAGCUCCUCCCUCAGGUUCUGAGCCAUGUUGGAAUCACUCCUGAUGUUCUGGUCCCUGCUUACGCUCUGCUGCUUGAAGAGUUUGACGUUUGUGGAAAUAGGAUUUGCUUUCAAGUUAGAUGAAAAUCUGACCUCAUUGUUGUACCUGUCUGUAAAUUUCAGCUGCACCUUCCAACCCUGGAGCUCUAGAAGCUGCAGUUCCUCUGAUGUCCUCUGGAGGCUCCAGUGGUGGGUCGGCCUCAUAGACUCCCAUGUUAAAACUUUAGAGCAGAGGUUAACAUGCUUAUGGGUCAGCAGUAGCUUCUGGACCAUAUAGGAUACAAGACAGUAGCCCUAAGCUAGCUUAGCUUUAAACACUAGAAGCUGGGGGAAGUGGCUAGCUUACUCAUUAGCAUGUUAUGCCCUGUAAAAAGAAGCCAUACUAAAAAAAGAGAGAGAAAACAUAACAUGUUAGCUGGUGCUCUGUAAAGGAAUAAGCAGAUUUUCUGACCUUUAAACAGAGCCAGGCUAGCUGUUUACCCCUGCCUGCAGUCUUUGAGCUAAGCUAAGCUAGCUGUCAGAACAUCAAACGUCCCAUCAGGAUCUCUGCAAGGAAGCAAGUUAUUUCCCCAAACCCAAACUCUUCCUUUAAUUCUCGUUCUCAUCACCGCUGAGUACUUUUGUCUUUUGAUAGCGUUGUUUAAAGAUAAUUAUUUUUCAUUAUGUGAAAUUUAGCUUCAAAGUGCAUUUUGAACCUCAGCUCGUUGGGGUCUCGGGCUCGUUAAGGCCUCGGGCUCGU